UUGGCUGAAAAUGAUGAUUUGGCAAGUAAACACGAAGUCGCACAUGGAGUAAAACGGAAAAGAAGCGAUUAACCGGUAUAUGACAAUUUUAACUCAAUGCCGAUGAAAAUGAAUUCAUGACGAAAGAGAAAUUAGAGGAACAAGCUUUGUAUGGAAGGUUUGAUGUAUGGUGGAGGCACUGAUCAAGUUUGUGAAUCAGCUGGGACACAUCUGAACUUGAUGAAGACAUGGAGUAUCUGAAAUGUGUGCAAAGUAUACUGUUGUGUUGCCUUCUGUUUAUCUCAGGAAUUCAUGCGAAAACAAAAUGUGAAAUUUGUAAAGACGUUGAAAAGAAUUUUGAAGAGGGAUUGAAGAAAACUGCAAAGUCAAAUUUUGGGGGAGGCAAUACAAAAUGGGAGGAAAAAAGUUUAGGAAAAUACAGAUACAGUGAAACAAGAUUAGUGGAAGUGAUAGAAAAUUUAUGUGAAAACAGUGAAAAAGAAUGUCAUACAUUUGUGGAAGAACAUGAAGAAUUGGUGGAAAAAUACUGGCAUUCUGACUUUGCUAAAAACAAGGGAACAGAUUUCUUCAUGUGGCUAUGCAUUGACAAUGUGAAAGUAUGCUGUCCAGAGAACACAUAUGGUCCUAACUGCAAGUCUUGCCCUGGAGGAACGAAGUCACCAUGCAAUGGGAAUGGGAAGUGUGAUGGGGCGGGUACCAGAAGUGGCAAGGGCACCUGUUCCUGUGAUCAUGGGUACAGUGGUGAAAUGUGUGACAGCUGUACGGAUGGCCAUUACGAGGAAGUCAAGAACGAUACUCACACAAUCUGCAAUAAAUGUGAUGAUUCCUGUAAAUCAACAUGCUGGGAGGCAGGCCCUAAAGGCUGUGACGAGUGUAACACAGGUUGGACACACUCAGAAGAGGAAGGCUGUGUGGAUGUAGAUGAAUGUAGCAGUGAUUCAGCCAAAUGCACUGAUGAUGAAUACUGUUCUAAUACUGUGGGAUCAUUUUACUGUGGAAAAUGUCACUCAGCCUGUAAAGGCUGCACACAGUAUGGAGCUGAUAAGUGCACAGAAUGCUCGGGGGGCUACAGGCUGACCGACAACACCUGUACAGAUAUUGACGAGUGUACAGAGGACACCAGUCUGUGUGGAGGGGAGAACAGGCAGUGUGUCAACAACCCAGGGAGUUACACCUGUACGUGUAACGAGGGGUUUAUAGAGCAGGACGACAAGUGUGUCCCUAAACCUAAAGAUGUUCCAAAGCCAUCAAAAAAGAAGAAAACUAAAUCUAAAAGCAUUUGGUCAAAGAUCUAUUCUUUUGCUACACAGGCCUCUAUGUUGAACUUUCUAUUGGUGUUGUGUCUCUUUGUUUUGUUUGGUCGCCUAUUCAAAGGGGAGGUGCUUGUUAUUCUGAUUAUGUCUGUACUGUAUCUUCAGUAUUUGUUAUGGUUUUCGUCAAAAACUGAGAAAUCCAAAUGAUUUUGUUCAUCUUCCUAAUUGUCCUUUAAUGUUAACUUUACUCAUUUAUCAUAAUUGUGCAAUACAGUAUGUUGAAUUUUGUAAUUCAUGUUUGAUUUAUUGGGAAUUUUUGAAAUGCAAAAAAUGAAUACAAGUCAAGGUUUAGUGUUCACAUUGUUGUAAAUGGGUUUUUAAGUGUUGUCUACAUGUGAUUGUGAGCAAAAACGUGGAUUUAAGACGGUCACCCUCUUUACUAAUGUUAAUGCUUCUUAUAAGAAUUACUAUUAAUAGCAAAUAAAUAGUUAUUUCUAAGGCAAACUUUGAACUGAUGAAUUUGAUAUAUUUCUUGUAACACGAAUGAAUGAAAUCAAUUCCGGUACCGGUUGUAAGACACUAUUUAAUUGGCUAAAAUAAUGUGUUAUAUUAUUUGUAACAUUUUUUGUCAUGGUUUACACAUAUGUCUCGUAUUUUCUGAACUUAUAAAUGGUAGAAAAAUUAUCAUUGAUAGUUAUGCAUCUACUGCAUUAAAAAUAUGUUUAGUUAUUAUCAUUAUUGGAAAAUCACAGAACUAUUAUAUUAGCAUUAUGUUGAUAUUAAUGUACAAGUAGCAGAGCAAUAUGUAUUUUUUUUCUUGGUUUUUUAGAAGGUUUGAUCCUGAAUUAUUAUAUGCUUCAGAACAUCAUACCAAGUCUUGUACAUGUACUGUUCACACAGUUUUUAAAAGUGAAUUAAUUAUAUCACCAAGCUAUCUAUCUCAUUUAAACAAAGACUUCUACUUUUUUCACAAUAUACUACACGUAAAUUUAAAACUUCUUGUUCUUGAUCAAUUUAUUAAAAACUGAAAAAAAAAUUAAAAAUGAAAUUCGUCUGCAUGAAAACUUUUUAUUCAUGAAAAAGGGAGAGUACAUAUUGUAGAGAUUCUGGUACUGGUUAGAAAAUUAACCAGUUCUGUCAUGAUUUUGGGGGGGGGGGGGCUUUUUUUCAUU
Magallana angulata is the source of this 2425-nucleotide messenger RNA. RefSeq names its product cysteine-rich with EGF-like domain protein 2-B. The transcript has 11 exons. The coding region runs from base 228 to 1460 and encodes 410 amino acids. NCBI's taxonomy places the organism in Eukaryota, Metazoa, Mollusca, Bivalvia, Ostreida, Ostreidae. The record is from RefSeq and is a predicted model, not a curated record. Gene Ontology annotation, molecular function: calcium ion binding.